UGACGGCUGGGCUGAUGGACAUUAGCUGGAGGAAAGGAUCUGUAUUUAGUGGGAGAGAGAGGGAGGAGACGCGGUUAAGGGAGGAAAUCCAAACACUCCCGAGUAAAAAAAAUAAGGAAGACAGAAAAAGGCCACAUUAGAUGCUUCAUAUGCCGCACUCACUGUACUGCGGACUGACCGCGCGCACGGAUGAAACGCUGGAGAAAGACGUGCCGCGCGCUCGUCCUCGGCGAAAUGGAAUAAAACUGAGACGCAGACCGGAUCAGGCUUUUCAAUCAGAGGAGAAAACAAAAGUUUCACCCUUUCUUGUUACGCGCGUGAUCGGAACCGUUGGAUUCAGUUCGGAUUUGCCAAAUGAUAUUUCGCUUUGAGAAAAAAAAAAAACAGAAAGGAAAAGAAAAGAAAAACAUCGUGUUUGUGUUCUUUUCCUCUUUUAACCCCCCUUUUCUUUCUGUCUGUGUUUUCUUUUCUUUCUUCGCCGUGCCCUGCGAGGAGAAUUAACCUAUCCGUCUUUUCAGCCCUUUUCAAAAGGAGGGGAGGAAGAGAGGAGAGAAGAGAAAAAAACAGAGGGAGAUGAGAGCAGCAAAUCCCCUUUUUAUUCAUCUUGUUGCCUUCAAUAAGUGAAGAAUGUGUCGCCUAUCAGUCACCAAGGGGAUGAGGAGCGCGAGCGCCGUGCACAGCAUCAGUGAGGCGCAGACACAGAGCGCGAGAGCAGCAGCAGCAGCAGCUUCGAGCUCCCUCACACACACAUAAAACACACACACACGCACACACACACUCACACAUACACACACAGAGACACAUACACAAACGCACGCGCGCAUACACAUGCGGCUGACCGGCCCUGCGCAUCGCUGGAACAUGUGGAGUGCCGCCUUGCGCGUGCUCGCGCUGCUGCUCGGACUGAAAGGCGCGUGCGUGCUGCUCGUGUCCGCGCUGUCGGGAGCGAGCGCGGCGAACAGCAGCGGCCGCUGGUGGGGUAUUGUGAACGUGGCAUCUUCAGCCAACCUCUUGACCAACACCAAAAACGUGCAGUUGGCGCUGGACCCCAGCCUGACUUUGCUCAGCCGUCGUCAGAGGAGGCUGAUCCGGCAGAACCCUGGCAUUCUGCACGCCAUCGCGGCCGGCCUGCACACGGCCAUCAAAGAGUGCAAGUGGCAGUUCCGCAACCGCCGCUGGAACUGUCCCACCUCACACACACCCACCGUCUUUGGCAAAAUCGUCAACAGAGGUUGCCGAGAGACAGCCUUCGUGUUUGCCAUCACGAGUGCGGGGGUGACCCAUGCAGUGGCCCGGUCCUGCUCUGAAGGCACCAUCGAGACCUGCACCUGCGACUACAGGCGGCGGGGCCCCGGUGGGCCAGACUGGCAUUGGGGCGGCUGCAGUGACAAUGUGGAUUUCGGCCGGGUGUUUGGACGAGAGUUCGUGGAUUCCAGCGAGAGAGGCAGAGACCUGCGAUACCUCACUAAUCUACACAACAAUGAAGCAGGGAGAAUAACUGUUGCCGCAGAGAUGCGUCAAGAGUGUAAGUGUCAUGGCAUGUCUGGCUCCUGCACUGUCCGCACCUGCUGGAUGCGGUUACCCAGCUUUAGAGCGGUUGGGGAUGUUCUGAAGGACCGCUUCGAUGGAGCCUCCAGAGUGGUAUAUGCCAACAAAGGCAGCAACCGGGCGUCCCAUCGCGCUGACCCCCGCCACUUGCAGCCUGAGAAUCCGGCACACAAGCUGCCAUCUGCCCGUGACCUUGUCUACUUUGAAAAGUCCCCUAAUUUUUGUUCUUACAAUGGCAAAACGGGCACGUUGGGCACAUCGGGACGCACCUGCAACAGCUCAUCUCCGGCACUGGACGGCUGCGAGCUGCUGUGCUGUGGGCGGGGCUAUAAGACUCAUAUUGAGAAGGUGACGGAGAGAUGCCACUGUACUUUCCACUGGUGCUGCCAUGUCAGCUGCCUCAACUGCACCAGCACGCAGACUCUGCACCAGUGUUUAUGAGGGCAGCAUCACUGCCACAUUCAAACGGGCAUAAACUGAAAUUGGACAUUUGGACUAUGGGCGUUUAUCCAGGUUCAGUGUGUAUAUAUUGGAGAUUAAUAUCUUUUUUAGCAGUUGCUCUCAUACAAAAAACAGUGGCUGGGUAAGUAAAAAAAAAAAUAAAUAAAUAAAAUAAAGAAAAGAAUAGAGCUAAAUGAGCUAAAUAAAUACUC
Molecule: messenger RNA, 2201 nt
Organism: Pygocentrus nattereri (red-bellied piranha)
Lineage: Eukaryota; Metazoa; Chordata; Actinopteri; Characiformes; Serrasalmidae
Gene: wnt1
Product: wingless-type MMTV integration site family, member 1
Exons: 5
Coding region: 829-1989 (386 amino acids)
Biological process (GO): neuron differentiation; cell fate commitment; multicellular organism development
Cellular component (GO): extracellular region
Molecular function (GO): frizzled binding; cytokine activity
Source: RefSeq, a predicted model, not a curated record